GAGCUGAGAAGGCGGAAGCAGCGGCGGCCGCGGCUGGGGCUGAGGCUCCGGCCGUCGGCGGACGCAGCAGCCGCGGCCCACGAACCGGGAGUUUGGCGUCGGAGCCACUUGGUCUCGGAAUGCCGUGUAUGUAGGCGACGCGGCGCAGCCCGGGGGAGCCUUCCCAGUUGGUUGUGAAGUCGCAGCGUAUACGAUCGAUCGACUGACAACAAAGCUACUAUGAGUCUCUUAAACUGUGAGAACAGCUGCGGGUCCAGCCAGUCGUCCAGUGACUGCUGCGCUGCCAUGGCCGCCUCCUGCAGCGCUGCAGUGAAAGAUGACAGCGUGAGUGCCAACACCGGGAACCUCUCCAGCUCCUUCAUGGAGGAGAUCCAGGGCUACGAUGUGGAGUUUGACCCACCUCUGGAGAGCAAGUAUGAGUGCCCCAUCUGCUUGAUGGCUUUACGGGAAGCAGUGCAAACACCAUGUGGCCACAGGUUCUGCAAAGCCUGCAUCAUCAAAUCCAUAAGGGAUGCAGGUCACAAGUGCCCAGUUGACAAUGAAAUACUGCUGGAAAAUCAACUGUUUCCUGACAAUUUUGCAAAGCGAGAGAUUCUUUCCCUGACGGUAAAGUGCCCAAAUAAAGGCUGUUUGCAAAAGAUGGAACUGAGACAUCUCGAGGAUCAUCAAGUACAUUGUGAAUUUGCUCUAGUGAAUUGUCCCCAGUGCCAACGUCCUUUCCAAAAGUGCCAGGUUAAUACACACAUUAUUGAGGAUUGUCCCAGGAGGCAGGUUUCUUGUGUAAACUGUGCUGUGUCCAUGGCAUAUGAAGAGAAAGAGAUCCAUGAUCAAAGCUGUCCUCUGGCAAAUAUCAUCUGUGAAUACUGUGGUACAAUCCUCAUCAGAGAACAGAUGCCUAAUCAUUAUGAUCUGGACUGCCCAACAGCUCCAAUCCCUUGCACAUUCAGUGUUUUUGGCUGUCAUGAAAAGAUGCAGAGGAAUCACUUGGCACGACACUUGCAAGAGAAUACCCAGUUGCACAUGAGACUGUUGGCCCAGGCUGUUCAUAAUGUUAACCUUGCUUUGCGUCCGUGCGAUGCCGCCUCUCCAUCCCGGGGAUGUCGUCCAGAGGACCCAAAUUAUGAGGAAACUAUCAAACAGUUGGAGAGUCGCCUAGUAAGACAGGACCAUCAGAUCCGGGAGCUGACUGCCAAAAUGGAAACUCAGAGUAUGUACGUGGGCGAGCUCAAACGGACCAUUCGGACCCUGGAGGACAAGGUUGCCGAAAUGGAAGCACAGCAGUGUAACGGGAUCUACAUUUGGAAGAUUGGCAACUUUGGGAUGCACUUGAAAUCCCAAGAAGAGGAAAGACCUGUUGUCAUCCAUAGCCCUGGAUUCUACACAGGCAGACCUGGGUACAAGCUGUGCAUGCGCCUGCACCUUCAGUUACCAACAGCUCAGCGCUGUGCAAACUAUAUAUCCCUUUUUGUCCACACAAUGCAAGGAGAAUAUGACAGCCACCUCCCCUGGCCCUUCCAGGGUACAAUACGCCUUACAAUUCUUGACCAGUCUGAAGCAGUUAUAAGGCAAAACCACGAAGAGGUCAUGGACGCUAAACCAGAACUGCUUGCCUUUCAGCGACCCACAAUCCCACGGAACCCCAAAGGUUUUGGCUAUGUAACCUUUAUGCACCUGGAAGCCUUAAGACAGGGAACCUUCAUUAAGGACGAUACAUUACUAGUGCGCUGUGAAGUCUCUACCCGCUUUGACAUGGGUGGCCUUCGGAAGGAGGGUUUCCAGCCACGAAGUACUGAUGCAGGGGUGUAGCGUCCAUGUACUUGUGUUCAAAAACUAGGAACUAUAUGGGAAAACCAUGCCUUCCAUGCCUGGCCCCAGUAAGCAAUGCUCAAACAAGCAGUGGGAGAGGUGUAAGCCUAGCAGCAGAUGUCAUCAGUGAGGUCACGAGCCACUUCUUACUGUUAACAAAUACCUGAGGCAGUUCCCAUGGGAACCUACAUGUCCCCUGUAUCUUCAAAGCCUCAACAUUUGAAGGGCCUGUGGCUCGUCUGUCUGUCAGGGUACCCCUUCUCUGUGCUUCCAUGGGCUUUUUUGUCCAUGUACUUUACUGUAAAAAAGGCCAGACAGUGUGCUGCAGCUCAAUCGUUUAAUAAGACCGGUGCCUUAAAAACUUGAGGGGUUUUUAGGACACUGAUUACUAUAUUAAACAUGAGAAUCACCACUGCCUGUGCUGGUGCCAGUAGAGAAGUUACCGCUCUGGUGUUAAGUUCUCAUUUAGUUGACUCCUGUGAAUUUCAGAGGCUUUAACCAUGAUCCCUGGAAGGCUUAAGUUCUCAAGUACUCCCUCCUCUAUAGUUCACUAAGGAUCCAGGGACUGGUCUAACCCUUACUUACUUAGUGUGAAUGUAUUGUCCACUGAACACCAAGCAUCCCCCACUACUUUCCUGUUUUGAAAUAUGCUCCAGGCAGCCUCUUACCAGUCUGUAAUACCGCGGUCAUGUGCUUGCCAACUGCUGAGUGUUACUGCCAUGGGACCUUUCUUGUCUGUCCAGUGCAGCUUGGUUUCCAUAGCCUGUUGUACAUCUUCUGUUGCUUGCAAACACAAAAUCACCAGCCCGAGCGAGUGAUUUAGCUCACUAGCCAUUAAAUGGCAUCUCGUGGAUGAUGACAGCAACUCGCCAGGAGACUUGAGCCCUCUUAACUACCUUUUGAUUUAGCUUAUAAGAUUAAUUGAAAUAAAAUUGAUUUUUCUCAAGGGGUUGGAGAAUUGGCUCAGUGGUUAAGAGCCUUGGCUGCUCUUCCAGAGGACCCCCAGUCUGUAACUCCAGUUCCAGGGCAUCUGACACCCUCAUACAGACACUCAUGCAGGCAAAACACCAGUGCACAUAAAACUAACUAACUAACUAAAUAAAUAAAUAUUGAUUUCCUCAAAACAGAAUUUAUUGGAACUUGGGGAAUUGUAGGUACCUGAGAGAUGCCUAAACCAAGGUUGGCUAUCACGGUUGUGUGGACACUCAGCUUGAGUGGUGGCUUUGUCCAGCUCAGUAGAGGUUCUGAUGUGUGACCCUAAUGUGGAGAGGUGACAGUUGUGCUGCUGUGUAUUUGUUAAUGUCCUGUACAUAUACAAUACUUUGGAGUCCAGUUCUCAGGGAGUCCUCCGACUAGUUAGAGCCUUUGUAAGGAAGCAGAGGGGGUCCUCUACUGCUGUUUACACAAGAUCAGCUAAGUGUUCUGGUAAUAAGAAAGGCAUUCGUGUCUUCAGCUGAACCAGAGACCCGAGCAGUGCUCAGACCUGCCCUGUUUCCAGAGAACGCUCAGAGCCCUCCACCAAGGAGUCUGGUUCUCAGCUGUAGCCAGCAAGGGCCUCUUUGACCUCUUCAUUUUUCCCCUGCUUCUGUCCUACCCAUAAAGGUGAGGGGAAGACCUUGUCCCCUACCAUUAUCACAAGCUCAUCACAGGUCUCUUCUGUUGGAUCCAGGAAAUGUGUGUCCCUUAGCUGUGCCUCCAGCAACCCUGAGCCGCUUGUAGCUGCUUCUGCCUAAGGAGCACUGCAUGGUCUUAUACUGUAGUUUGUUUCCCAGUGGAGAAAUAAAUGUGGGCUUGUUUGUUGUUUCUUUAAAGCAAGCAGUAGCUGUGUCUAUAUUUAUUUAGAAAUUGCCUGAAGAAGAUUACUCAACUAUUUGAAGACUUAUUUUCUAUAUGCCUUUCUUAAUUUUUUUAUGUUAUAUGUCACCACAAAAAUAUCAACUCCCCAACCCCCUCUCCGUUUUUUGAAAAAUGAAAUGACAUUUAAGAACUUCCUAAUCAGAUUUCUCUUUUUAAAAUAUCUGUAUUAGAAGAACAGUCGUUUCCUGCCGUGGUUUUAAAAAAACUCUAACAUCUUUUAAGGUUAUUUUGCAUAAGUUAAACUGUUCCCAGCUUUAAAUUGUUCUUCCUAUAGGGCAAGUUGGACUAGGUGCUUCUAGUAUCCGAGUUGAGAAGCCCAGUGCUGAGCCACAAUACUCACUAAAAGGCUUUCCCCGUAGAGGUGUGACUGCCCCUACUGCUAACAUGGAUGGUUCACUGCAGUUUAAUGUCCAUCCGCUAGAAUACACCUUAGGUAGUUUUAGAACUUGCAGCAUUUGGUGUUUGUAAUAAGCCAACCAGUUACUUUAUGUUACUCAAUUGCCACGAAUGCAGAGUAAAAAUAAUCAAGCUGACAUUCAAGGUCAACACUUAGUAAGGUCAACUCAGGAUCGAGUCUUAGCCUCGAAAGCUGCUUUCUUUACUUCACCACUUCCCCAACUCCUGAACAUUCUCUUUGUACCAGUGGGCCUAUAAGAAUCCGUAUAGUCCAGAGUGCAUUGGCCAUCUUUUCUUACCAAUCUAGAACACUGCUGAAUUUAAAGUUGUUUCUUCUUAGGAAAAUGCCCAACUUACUAUUGAAGAUUUUUCCCCAAGUCAUAUAUUUCCCUCUUAGAAAUCAGGCCAGAUGGUAGUUCUAGUUUGGAAGUUAGUUACAGUCCUUUGGCUGUUACCAUCUCUAGCCAUUCUGCUUUCUUCUAGAGAAUGAAGAGGAGAAAAGUGCAUUAAAGUACAAAAGGUGUUCUCUCACUCUCGGAAGAUCAACUGACAGGUGUUGGAUGGUCUCCAACAAGUAAAUUUUGUGACCAGUAUAAAGUUGAAUUUGUACCAAUAUCAAACAAAGUCUGACCAAUGUAAAUUAUGUGUACAAUUAGACUAUCUUCUCCUUAAGGAGAAGUUGCUUAUUUCUGCUUUAUCUAGAGUUUCCUUCAUUCUCAUGUGACUGGAAAACGUUUUAACUUUAACUAUCGGGGUUAUUCUUACUUAAGACUUUGAAGUGCUUUUCUCUCUCUUUCUGUCGUUAACACACAUCUUUUCCGACUUGACUCAAAUUCUCGCCAUUGUCUUAACGUAAAAUGUUGUUACAUUUUUUUAUGGGGUGUUUGGUGAUUCGUUUGCUGGCUGCCUUGAGGGAGUGAACAGGGCGCGGUCAAGAGUCACUUGGUUGUCUGUUGAAAUACUCUUUAAAUGUCAGCAUUCUCAGGGUAACUGUCAUUUGUUUCAACGUUGAUGUGAUUGUCUGGGAAAUGGAUUGUUGCUUCCCAAUUCCCAGAAUCCAGAAAAAUGAAACCAGAUGUGAUCAACCUGAACUUGGGACACUCGGUCACAAGCCUUGAAGUCACUCAAAAAGGACUAACUAAGCUAGUUAUUUCUCUGUGCGUCCUCUGUGCCUUUGAUGUUUUAAACUGCUCAACCCCACCCCCCAAAAUAAAAAUAAAUAAAUAAAUAAUAAAAGAAAAGAAUUGUAGUUUUUCACAUUGUGGAAUGUGGAGAGGAACUCCUUUUCCUGUCCUGUGUAUCCUCAGCGGAGCCCAGCCCUGCCUGACACAGAAGAAAAGGGUGGCCUGUUGGUCACCUGCCAUUCAGAAUGUAGCCCCAUCUGACUCCUAAAACCCCAAUUUCCUUCAGUGCAGGCUCCAGAAGAGGGCAGAGACCCCAUUCUGGUCACUGCUGAACCCCUGUUUUUAGCAUACUGUGCAUGGGCCUGGCCAGAAGUCACAAGCUGUAAUGGGAGCCAGGGUGGAAGCUGACUGGCUGCUGGGUAGCCUACUUGUGAUGUAAGUCAGUUGGUAAAGUGAGAGUGUUCUUCUUUCUGCUUUUCUCCCGGGACUUUACUAUUGCAGUUCUCAAACAUGGAAGUGAGUUUAAAGCCCAGUGAACACCUACCACCUAGGACCUUAAGUGACAUUAGGUUUGCUCUGAUUUAAUGCUACUAUAAUGUAAAUUCUAAUUUCUCUUUAAGACUGUUCAAUCCUGAAAUAAUUAAACCACUUGAAGUUGUAUAAAGUUCUCCUUGGAAACUUGUGAUAUUUUAUUGUAAUUUAUCUUGUAGCUUCUGCUUUAUGCCAACUUAAAAUUUGUGGAAAUGUCGUGAGGAACUUUAGUCUUACUUCUUUGUCUACAGGAGUGUUUUUAUAAAGGAUUUAUUUGCAAGUUUCUGGUUAUGUAGAAUGUUACUUUAUUACUUGAGAUAAUUCCAUGGGUAAAGGUAUAAUUUGAGACACAUUUUGCUAAAUAUAUGAUUUCAGGAUUAUGUUCCCUGGGAACUGAAAAUGACUGAUUUAACAUAUAGCUACUAAAUUUGGAAUCAGGAUUGUUGCAAGGGUCUCUGUAGCCUCUAUAGCCAGCAAAGUGGUAAUCCUCGGGAGGCAAGAAAGCAGUUCAGUUCAGUGCAACAAAGUACUUGUUGUUGCUUCCAAGUUCAGGAGUCUGACCCUGAAUGGUUUAUUUUUGGCAUAUUUAAGCCCAGCUCACCUUGGUGAAAACUUUUUUGGUGAUAAUUAACCCCAGCCUGUGUAUAUUACAAUAAAGCAUACAUAAAUCUCUUUGAGGAGCCAAGUGAGCUAAGGAAAGAUUAGAUAUGAACACAUCAAAGCUGUAUGACAUGCGGGUAACACCUUCUAUAAUGGGUUCUAUAAAGGGAGAGGGUCAGAUGUGCUCAGGUACCCAAGCUAGAACAGUUUUCUCUUCCCAGCCUUCUCAAUGGAUAACAGGUUACACAUUCCUUCUCUGGAAAGAGCAUCCCUGUAUCCUAACAUCCCAUGUCCCCUGGUGCUGAUCUGUGAACACAAGGACCUCCAUGCUUCCUACAGACUUUAUUGCUGACUGACCACUUAAGUUCAAUUUUAUUUCUGAUCGUUUAGCUACCUGUAAAGUGGGAUCUAGGAUUUGAAAUUUAGAUAUUAUGAAGUAUUUAACAUUAUUAAUGCUUAGGUCUAAUUUUGGAGGUAUUUUAUAGACUUAGGGAGACUGCUUAUUUUAUAACUAUGAAAAAUGGUAUAAUAAAAU
This is a messenger RNA of Mus caroli (Ryukyu mouse), 6849 nucleotides long. RefSeq names its product TNF receptor associated factor 6 (gene Traf6). The record is from RefSeq and is a predicted model, not a curated record. Lineage: Eukaryota; Metazoa; Chordata; Mammalia; Rodentia; Muridae. Gene Ontology annotation, molecular function: zinc ion binding; tumor necrosis factor receptor binding; ubiquitin protein ligase activity. Gene Ontology annotation, biological process: regulation of apoptotic process; regulation of canonical NF-kappaB signal transduction; innate immune response. Gene Ontology annotation, cellular component: plasma membrane signaling receptor complex.